GAUCACUGGAUUUUAUUUUCAUUAUUAUUAUUAUUUAUUUAUGAAUAAUAAUAAUAUUUUCUGGGGUAACCUGAUUUCCUUUUUCUCUCCUUCCUUUCAUUCUUCUCUCUUCAUCCUUCAUUUUGCCUAACUCUUCGGAAGUAGAUUUUUGUGCCUAUUUUUUAAAUCUUCUACUCCCAAGUGUUUUGUUUUUACUUUUCAUGCUGACUGUGUUUCCUUCCGUUCUCCCUCUCUCCUCCUCCCUCCUCUCUUCCUCAAAGCAACCUCUUCGGAUAUAAAUAAGGAAGGAGAGGUUCUCUGCAUUUUCUAAAAAAAAAAAGUAAACAACAAGGCAGUGAAACUGAAUUUUAGUGCCUUUAACUUAUAACUUUUCUACGCUCUUUUAAUGCUUUUGUUAUGUAUUUUAUUUUCCCUGCAGAGGCUUUAUGUAGGAAGUUUGGGGAUUAGUUUUUUGGGGGAGCAGGAGGCUCUAUCUUUGUUUCUAUGUGCUGUGUCUUAUCAGAAAAUCAUUGUAAGACAAGCUUGAUAGAUUAAAAAUACCAGGCAGAAAAGCUUUCCCUUUUCCCCUCUUCCUUUUCUGCUUUACACUUCUUUGACAUCAGUGAAGAUUGAAACAGGUCAGCAUGUGUUUCACUUUUACUCUUUUUAUUUUUAACAUAAACUUUCCUAUUGCCAGCGCUACACCAUCUGCUUAAAUUGUAUGCCUGCCUAAUUCUCCAUUUUUGUUCAUUUAUUAAUAUUUUGAUGGUAAGAGAGUUGCCUCUCUUACCAUGGCUGUUAUGUUUGGUUUAUAUAUUUCCCCUUCCCCUUCCUAAAAUAGAAUUUUGAGAGAGAAUUUUUCCUUAAUUUUGGGAGGGUUUUGGGGGGUGGAAAAGGAGUUAGGAACCAUCAUUCUGCUGUUUCAAGGCAUCGGUCUGCAAAGGAAAUCUCCUUUGAUUCUGUUAUUUAUAUGCUGUCAAGUUUUGAAGUGGUGAUCUUUAGAGGCGGGACUGAGUAUGGAUCAUUUGAACGAGACAACUCAGGGGAACGAACAUUCAGAAAUGUCUAACAAUGUAAGUGAUCCGAAGGGUCCACCAGCCAAAAUUGCCCGCUUGGAGCAGAAUGGGAGCCCAUUAGGAAGAGGAAGACUUGGAAGUACAGGAACUAAAAUGCAAGGAGUACCUUUAAAACACUCUGGACACCUGAUGAAAACACAUGCUAGAAAAGGAACCAUGCUUCCAGUUUUCUGUGUAGUGGAACAUUAUGAAAACUCCAUUGAGUAUGAUUGCAAAGAAGAACAUGCAGAAUUUGUUUUAGUAAGGAAGGACAUGCUAUUCAACCAGCUGAUUGAAAUGGCAUUGCUAUCCCUUGGAUAUUCUCAUAGCUCUGCUGCCCAAGCAAAAGGACUAAUCCAAGUUGGGAAAUGGAACCCGGUUCCGCUCUCCUAUGUAACAGAUGCUCCUGAUGCUACAGUAGCUGACAUGCUGCAGGAUGUUUACCAUGUAGUCACACUGAAAAUCCAGUUGCACAGUUGCCCUAAUCUAGAAGACUUGCCUCCUGAACAAUGGUCUCACACAACAGUAAGAAAUGCUCUGAAGGACUUACUGAAGGAUAUGAACCAGAGUUCAUUGGCCAAGGAAUGUCCCCUUUCACAGUGGGCCCUUGGUAUCUGCUGUGGUUUGGUUCCAGAAUCCCCCAGUAUGAUUUCUUCCAUUGUGAACAGCACUUACUAUGCAAAUGUCUCAGCAGCAAAAUGUCAAGAAUUCGGGAGGUGGUAUAAACAUUUCAAGAAGGCAAAAGAUAUGAUGGUUGAAAUGGAUAGCCUUUCUGAAUUGUCACAACAAGGUGCCAACCACGUCAACUUUGGUCACCAACCAGUCCCAGGGAACACAGCUGAGCAGCCUCCAUCCCCUGUUCAGCUUUCUCAUAGCAGCCAACCAUCUGUUCGGACCCCACUUCCAAACCUGCACCCUGGACUUGUAUCUACUCCCAUUAGUCCUCAGUUGGUAAAUCAACAGCUGGUAAUGGCUCAGUUGCUAAACCAGCAGUAUGCAGUGAACAGACUUCUAGCCCAACAAUCCUUAAAUCAACAGUACUUGAACCAUCCUCCUCCUGUCAGCAGAUCCAUAAACAAGCCGUUGGAGCAGCAGGUCUCAACUAACACAGAGGUGUCUUCCGAAAUCUACCAGUGGGUGCGUGAUGAAUUGAAACGAGCAGGAAUCUCGCAGGCAGUUUUUGCACGUGUGGCAUUUAACAGAACUCAGGGCUUGCUCUCAGAAAUCCUGCGAAAGGAAGAAGACCCCAAGACUGCUUCACAGUCUCUACUAGUAAACCUUCGGGCUAUGCAGAAUUUCUUGCAGCUGCCAGAAGCAGAAAGAGAUAGAAUAUACCAGGAUGAAAGGGAAAGAAGCUUGAAUGCCGCUUCUGCUAUGGGCCCCACACCUCUCAUAAGCACACCACCUAUCCGACCUACACAACAAGAAAAGAGCCAAUGUAUGUGUUACAUAGGGACUCAAGAGAAAACAGGAGUUUCCAUGAAGCUGCACAUGCUUUUACAAGUAAAAACAGCAACCAUUGCAACAGAAAGGAAUGGCAAACCAGAAAACAAUACAAUGAACAUUAAUGCUUCCAUUUAUGAUGAAAUCCAGCAGGAAAUGAAGAGAGCUAAAGUGUCUCAAGCAUUAUUUGCCAAGGUCGCAGCAACUAAAAGCCAGGGAUGGCUCUGUGAACUCUUGCGCUGGAAAGAAGAUCCUUCCCCUGAGAACAGGACCCUGUGGGAGAAUCUGUCGAUGAUCCGGAGAUUCCUCAGUCUUCCUCAACCCGAACGAGAUGCCAUUUAUGAACAAGAAAGCAAUGCAGUUCAUCACCAUGGUGAUAGGCCUUCCCACAUUAUCCACGUUCCCACAGAACAGAUUCAGAGCUCCUCUCCCACCAACCUUGGGAAAGGAGAGCAUAGAGGCGCUUUCUUACCUGGCCUGCUGACUACUGGACCUUGGCUGGGUGCUGCUCCCCAGCAGCAGCAGCAGCAGCAACAGCAGCAGCAGCAGCAACAGCAACAACAACAAUCACAGCCGCCACCAGGUCCCAGGUUACCUCCAAGGCAGCCGACAGUAGCAUCACCAGCUGAAUCGGAGGAUGAAAAUCGUCAGAAGGCCCGUCCAAGAACAAAAAUUUCAGUGGAAGCCCUGGGUAUUCUCCAGAGCUUUAUACAAGACGUAGGCUUAUACCCCGAUGAAGAAGCAAUCCAGACUCUUUCAGCUCAACUUGACCUACCCAAGUACACCAUUAUCAAGUUCUUUCAGAACCAACGAUACUAUGUCAAGCAUCAUGGAAAGCUGAAAGAUAACUCAGGCUUGGAAGUGGAUGUCGCAGAAUAUAAGGAAGAAGAGUUGCUCAAAGAUUUGGAAGAGAAUAUCCAAGACAAAUGUACGAACACACUUUUUUCAGUUAAAUUGGAAGAAGAAUUAUCAGUAGAAGGGAACACUGACAUUAAUACUGAAUUGAAAGACUAAUUGAAAAAGUAUUUAUUCAAUGGUGUCACUGCUAUUUACUAACAAAAUGAAAAUUCCAUCCUGUGUUCUGUCAGCAACCUCUUUAUUCAUUGUUCGGCCAAUGAAUCUUCCAAAACUUGCACAAAAGUUGAGAAAAUUAAAGGAUAAUACAGACUGCACUAGAUAAUUUACAAACUGCUUCAGAGCUACAGAUGAAGCAUUGAGGAUUGUUUCAUAUUAAUUUGUGUUCACUGGGUACACCGAUAGGUAUCCGAUAAGCAUGAUUAUCUGUGGGUUGUUUUUUUAUUAAUUAUUAUUAUAGAGCUUUCAGACAAGCAUUACUUCUGUGACUUAUUGUUUGUUUCUGUUUCUUUUCCCAGUUAUUACUGUUAACACUCCACACUUGAUCUUUGAAAGCUCGCAUUUAUUUAAAUAAGAGAAAAAAAGGAGAGUUUGUUACUCUUGCUCUAUUGUAUGUUACAAAAGAACUAUAGACUGUGAGAUGCAGUUUAAAGUUAACAUAUGCCAACAAAUGCCUUGUAUUAUAUGGCACUGCCGUAACUCAGAUUUGUUUUCUUUUCAGAAAUAAGAGGUCACUGUAUCUUUUUCAUUCUCAUUGUUACAUGAAUUUUUUUAAAAAACAAAAUGUGAAACACAGUUUAUCCCCAUUAUUUAUUUGUAGAUCCCACGGCAUCAUGUUGUAAUUAAUUUUUAGAAGUUUCUGUUAAAUGUAAUAUUGCUUCUCUUGUUAUCAUACUGAUUUUUUUCUAUUUAUAAAUGUAUUUUGAUGGGCAGUAAAACAAAGUGUCUUAAAAGUUUUAAAUAGAGAAAAUGUGCUUUACACAGUUGCCUAUAAAAAGUGCUCUAUGUUAUCCAAGCAAUUCAUACUAUAAGCUUCACUCUUAUUGUUGUAUGCAAUUUUUACUAUCAUGCAAAUAAGCUUAGGUAAAUAAAACUAAUAGAUCACCUUAGAAACUUAUGCAAUUAAUGUGAAAAUAAUUGAUGUUUGCAAUGUGUCUUCCUUUGGUUUACAAUCAAUUUUAAAGCUACAGCUGUAUAAAUUUUUCUGUAUAAAGGUGUAUUUCUUUUUUAUGAGUUUAUUGCUAUGAAAACACCAGUUAUUUUGUUACAGCUGGCUGUUUUUAUAAGUGUAUCACAAUUUUCUUUAUGCAGAAAUGUUCUGACUAGGAGUGGUUAUUGACUGUAACUACACAAUUAAAAUUGUUUGUAUGGUAUGAUGUGA
This is a messenger RNA of Anolis sagrei ordinatus, 4713 nucleotides long. RefSeq names its product SATB homeobox 1 (gene SATB1). Gene Ontology annotation, molecular function: DNA-binding transcription factor activity, RNA polymerase II-specific; RNA polymerase II cis-regulatory region sequence-specific DNA binding. NCBI's taxonomy places the organism in Eukaryota, Metazoa, Chordata, Lepidosauria, Squamata, Anolidae. The record is from RefSeq and is a predicted model, not a curated record. Gene Ontology annotation, biological process: regulation of transcription by RNA polymerase II; chromatin remodeling.